Molecule: messenger RNA, 1479 nt
Organism: Phytomonas sp. Hart1
Lineage: Eukaryota; Euglenozoa; Kinetoplastea; Trypanosomatida; Trypanosomatidae
Source: the annotation of a GenBank genome assembly
AUGUUAUCCACAACAAUAAAGAAUUGCUUCAGUGAAGUGACACCCUCCGCGAGCAGCUCAGUAUCCAUAGAAGAGACUACUCCUGGAAACGACGCGUCCUUUUACCUUAGCCAAAACUUUAAUGAUUCUUUGGAAGAUGAAUUGCAGAGCAAGGCUUGGGUCCAAGUAUUGGGUCUGGAGAGUGGAACCACUAAUGCAAGGCUGAAGAAGAUGUUCUAUCCAUAUGGUGCCGACGAGGCUUUUAUUUGCACGGAGAACUGUCAUGUGGUGGGCUUUGUGGGGUUCGAGCUGUCUGACAUGGCCGAGAUUGCCAUUGACAAGAUGAACGGAUUCAUCCCUUGCCUUCAGUCCCACUUACUCUCCGUAUCGUUGGCGUCUCUGGAGCGGGUGAUCGCGGCGUGGUUAAAAUCACGCGAGACUCACGCCAUCUCCUCAAGGCUUUUUGCAAAGCUUUCGUUUGCCAUCGACCCUACAGAUUCACUGGUGGCUUCGAUCGAGGUCAAAUCCAACAAUCAGGGCGUUUAUGCUGUCGUUGAUGAGAUCAUGGGAGAUCUGAAGCAAGCCUCUCCGUCGACGCGUGAAAAGAUACUGGCCUGUCUUCUGGAGUUACCCAUGGGUUGGGUCAAGUUCGUGGAGUUUCGCAGUAUUCUUCUUCGGAAACUCCUUCACUGCAUUUUGGCGAGCCACGAUCUCGUCGCUAUGCAAGCUUCCAACAGCGGGGCCGUUCUGGGUGGUCUCUUCAAAGCUAAGAAAUUCCCAGGGGAUCCAUUUCUUCUCGCAGUCCGACUUUUGAAAAGCGGAAUAACCAACUCUGCGCAGGCGGAUGGGAUCUGCGCCAUUGCGCACGUAUGCCAUGGAUUUCCCCCUUCCCAAUCAGAGGCCUCUUUUUGGUCGUAUUUAGGGCGGAUGGUGGCCGAUGUUGGACCGAACGCCCCUGUCGGACGAGCUCUUCUUGGACAUCUUCGCCAUCUAAAACGUAAUCCAAAGGUUGCGAUCACCCUCCCUCACCCACUCACACCACUCUUUGGAACUAUAGACAGCGCAAAAUCUUCUCCCUUGACGAAUAAGCUAAACAAAACCGAAGGGCAAUCCAUCCCUUUAGACAUUAAAGAGCAAACAAACAAAACACUGUACAUUUCAUGUCUGCCUCCUACGAUGCCUCAAAAUGUUCUAAUGAACCUGCUUAUGCGGGCAGGUCCAGUAAAUAAGGUCAGAGUCUGCUCAGGACGAGAUUCUGGGGCACUAUUCGCAUUUGUCGAGAUUUCCACAGUUGAGGGGGAGCUUCAAGCAUUACAAUACCUAAAAAAUGUCAGCAUAAUGGGAAGCUGGAUACAUGUUCAACCGGCGCGUAACUCCAUCCAAGACAAGCAGGAUGAUGAUGCAAUUUAUAAAGAUAACGUUUUGAUUCGGCCAUGUAUGUUUGGAAUCAGUUCCAUGCCCAUUGUUACUUGUGUACGCUCCAAUUCCGCCAAGCAUUAA